Messenger RNA from Oppia nitens, 1492 nucleotides. RefSeq names its product cytochrome b-c1 complex subunit 1, mitochondrial-like. Gene Ontology annotation, cellular component: mitochondrion. Gene Ontology annotation, molecular function: metal ion binding; metalloendopeptidase activity. The transcript has 3 exons. Bases 60 to 1436 code for a protein of 458 amino acids. NCBI's taxonomy places the organism in Eukaryota, Metazoa, Arthropoda, Arachnida, Sarcoptiformes, Oppiidae. The record is from RefSeq and is a predicted model, not a curated record.
UGAUUUGUGAACAAAACUCGUGUGCAGUAAUUGGGAGUCAUUCGCAAAGGACGUGACAAAUGGCGACAACACUCUUGAGAUUUGCGUCGCGAGCUUUGCGUCCAAAACCAGAAUUUCGGCGCUUUUCGGCCGCCGUUUCGGUGCCAGACGUCAGACGUAAUAAUCAGACGGAACUGAAGAAUGGAUUGCGAGUGGCCACUGAAGAUACAGGCGGUGCAACUGUUGGCGUGAAUGUGACAAUAGACGUUGGUUCGCGUCACGAGACGGAAGACACUUCGGGAACGACUGCUCUUUGGUUGCAUUCAAUGUUAGACAAAGCGAAUGCACAGAGAUUGGCGUCAAUUGGGGCUCAGCUUACGGGUCAGGUUGGACGUGAUAAGACAUGGCUUUCAGUCCACUGUUUAUCAGCCGAUCUUAAGGCCGCUGUCGAGGUUUUGGGCCAAUUAGUGACCAACACUGACUUCGGACUAAUUGACCAAAGUCGGCAACGAUUGCUACAACGCAUGCGUGACGAAGAUGGCGACGGAGAAGUGGUUGCAAUGAAUUCUCUGUAUUCAAUGGCGUUUCAAAACACAGGUCUUUCUCUUCCAGCCGUCGGUCGUUCACAUGUUGUGGACACUCUUACACGUGAUCAUCUGCUGAAUCACGUCAGUGCACACGUAAAGGGACCGCGAGUCGUGGUUUCAGCGGUCGGAGACGUCGAUCAUAAUGAAUGUGUUCGCGCCGUUGAACAACACUUCGGUUCAGUGACGGCCACUUAUGACAGGACGCAAGUGCCGAUUCAUCCCCGCAGUCGAUACACCGGUUCAGACAUUCGGAUUCGAGACGACGCCAUGCCUUUAGCUCAUAUUGCUAUAGCCGUCGAGGGAUCGCCGAUUACGGCAACCAAUGAUCGCAUUGCUUUGGAAUUGUCCGCAGCUCUUUUGGGACAAUGGGAUCGCAGUUUCGGCGGUGGAACUGAUGUUUCGUCGUAUUUGGCGUUGUGUUCUUCGGCCGAUCAUUUGACGCAUUCUUUCCGCGCUUUUAGUCACUCAUUUGCGGACACAGGACUCUUCGGCUGUUAUUUAGUUGUCGAACGAAUGAAACAAGAAGACGUUAUUUGGCAUUUACUCUACGAAUGGAAACGCUUUUGUCAGGAAAUCACGGAAAACGAAUUGAUUCGCGCAAAGAAUACCAUUCUAACGCAAAACGCACGUCAAGAACAACAUCCAGUCGUUUGCGCGCGAAAUGUCGGCUCUCAAGUCCUGGCUUUCGGACGUCGCGUCCCAUUCGGCGAAUGGCGUGAUCACGUGCUCGCAGUGGACGCUCGUAAGGUGCGGGACGUGUUGACGGAACACGUGUGGGACAGAUGUCCAGUUGUGGCGGGAUUCGGUCCAAUCGAACAAUUGGAAGAUUACGAAGUAUUGCGCGGAAAGUUUUAUUGGUUUAGAUAUUAGUCUUAUUUGAGAUCAAUAAAAGUCUUUUAGCUUUAAAAACGCUUUCUUCGCUCGUC